GCUAAGUUGUCCCAGCAUUUUCUGUUUGCAGCCAAGAGCAAUGCUUGUCGCUUUCCGAACAAAGAGACCUCGGUGUGCGGGUUCAUAGUUCCUCGAAAGUAGAAUCCCAGGUGGACAGGGUGUUUGAGUAUCAGAAGCAGAGCGCUGACAGCUGGGAAACUCGAAUCAAGCCUCAGAAUCACUCGAUUCAUUAGGAUCUGAAUAUCAAGUCUUGACUUUUUUUGAUGAAAAGGAUACCCGCAAGGGAAGGAGGCUUCCGGCCGGCAAUCCGAUGGGGUCUCCCAGCACCUCGGGGUCCGAAUGCGGUCAGACGCCGAACGCGGAAGGUGGGGAGGAGUUGUACAUCUGUUCCGAGUGCGGGCGAAGCUUCAGCCAGCUGCCUGAUCUGUCAGCGCAUCAGUGUUGCCUGGCGGAGGGGAAGGCCCGGCAGCUUGGGGCCUCGCUGGCUUGCCGGCCUGAGGAAGGGCAGCUCUGCUGCCCUGAGCGCGGGGUUGGCUUCAGGAGAGCCCGUCUCCUGACCGAGCACCAGCGGCAGAGCCACGGUGGCGAGAGGCCCUUCGCCUGCCCCAGGUGCGGGAAGGGAUUCUCUCGCUCCGCUUCCCUGCUGGCGCACCAGCGGGCGCACGCCGGCGGUGGCUCCUUUGUCUGCUCGGUGUGCGGGAAGGCCUUCGCUCAGCCAUCCCACCUGCAGACCCACCAGCGGGUCCACACUGACGCCAGGCCCUUCAAGUGCCCCGACUGCGGCAGGCCCUUCAAGAGCUCCGGCGAGCUGAUGCGCCACCGGAGGGUCCACACCGACGAGAGGCCAUUCCAGUGCCAGCGCUGCGGGGCCGGCUUCCGGCGGUCAUCUCACCUGGCCGCCCACCAGCGGGUCCACACCGGGGAGAGGCCGUUCCAGUGCUCCUACUGCGGGAAGGAGUUCACCCACUCAUCCAACCUGCUGACCCACCAGCGUGUCCACACCGGCGAGAGGCCGUACUCCUGCUCGGUGUGCGGCAAGGGCUUCACUCGCUCCUUCAACCUGCUGACCCACCAGCGGGUCCACACCGGCGAGAGGCCCUACACCUGUGCCGUGUGCGGCAAGGGCUUCAGUCAGUCCUCCCACCUCAUGAGGCACCAGCGAGCCCACCAGCAGUGACAGAUUGUGCGGGUUUGGGUGGAUUGGCCGUGCUAAAUUACCCACUGUACCCUGGGAUGUGCAUGUCAGGGUGGAUUGGCCAGGCUAAAUUACCCAUUGUGCCCAAGGAUGUGCAUGUCAGCGUGGAUUGGCCAGGCUAAAUUACCCGUAGUGCCCAGGGAUGUGCAUGUCAGGGUGGAUUGGCCGUGCUAAAUUACCCAUAGUGCCCAGGGAUGUGCAGGUGAGGGUGGAUUAGCCGUGGGAAAUUACCCAUAGUGCACAGGGAUGUGCGGGUUAGGGUGGGUUAGCCGUGGGGAAUUACCCAUAGUGCACAGGGAUGUGGGGGUUAGGGUGGGUUAGCUGUGGGGAAUUACCCAUAGUGCACAGGGAUGUGCGGGUUAGGGUGGGUUAGCCGUGGGGAAUUACCCAUAGUGCACAGGGAUGUGCAGGUUAGGGUGGGUUAGCCGUGGGGAAUUACCCAUAGUGCCCAGGGAUGUGCAGGUUAGGGUGGGUUGGCCGUGGGGAAUUACCCAUAGUGCACAGGGAUGUGCAGGUUAGGGUGGGUUAGCCGUGGGGAAUUACCCAUAGUGCACAGGGAUGUGCGGGUUAGGGUGGGUUAGCCGUGGGAAAUUACCCAUAGUGCACAGGGAUGUGCAGGUUAGGGUGGGUUAGCCAUGCAGGGUUACAGUGUGGAAACAGGCUGUUUGGCCCAUCGAGUCCAUGCUGACCCUCUGCACAGCAUCUCAUUCAGACCCAGGCACCCCCACCAUAUCCCUGUAACCCUGCAUUUCCCGUGCCUAACCCAACCAGCCUGCACAUCCCUGGACUCUACGGGACAGUUUAGCAUGACCAAUCCACCUUUAACCUGCACAUCUUUUGGUCUGCGGGAGGAAACCCGUGCAGACGUGGGGAGAACGUGCAAACUCCACACAGACAGUCACCCGAGGGCGGAUUCAAACCCAGCGCUAUGAGGCAUCAGCGCUAACUGCUGAUCCACCAUGCCGCCCACUUCAGAGAGGGCUGGGGGAGGUCCGAGCCUACGACAGUUCGUCGAUCCAGGACGUCUGGGGCCUGUGUUGGCUGAAGAGAGUCAGUGGACCAAGGAGGAAGACGUUCUGGGCCCUCUGAGUGUUCCGCCAUUCAGUACGAUGAAGAAUGGUCUGAUGUAACACUACCGGCCCCGUCCUGCCCACUGCCUGGCCCGCUUCCUUCGUUGAGGGAGCACGUGGUGACUCUGUAGGGUCUUGAUGGAGUAGUUGCCGAGAAUUUGCUUCCCCUGUGGGCAACAGAACGAAACGCAGGGGACCAGGUCUCUGGCGAAGGGGCUGCUUGGUCGUUUGUGAGAAACGGAAACAGGCCCUUCGGUCCAACUCAUCCGUGCCGGCCAGCUAUCCUAAACCGAACUCGUCCCAGCAUUUUUAUCCUGCAUCCUUCUAAAUCCCCCCUAUUCACGUACCCAUCCUGAUGCCUUUUAAAUGCUGUAACUGUACCAGCCUCCACCACUUCCUCUGGCAGCUCAUUCCAUACACGCACCCCCUCUGUGUGAAAAAGUUGCCCCUCAAGUCCUUUUCAAAUCUCUCCCCUCACCUUAAACAUAAAGUUUUGGAUUACCCCCACCCUGGGGAAAAGACCUUGGCUUAUUCAACUGACCUUUGGCCCUCGUGACUUUAUAAACCUUUAUAGGGUCACCCCUCAUUCUCCAAGGCUCCAGGGAAAAUAGCCCCAGCCUAUUCAGCCUCUACUGAUCGCUGAAACCCUCCAACUCCAGCAACAUCCCUGCAAAUCUUUUCCGCCCCCUUUCAAGUUUCACAACAUGCUUCCUAUAACAGGGAGACCAGAACGCUGUAUUCCAAAAGUGGCCCGAACCAACGUCUUGUACAGCCGCAACAUGAUCUCUCAACUCCAAUACUCAAUGUACUGACCCAUAAAGGCAAGCAUACAAAACAUUUUCUUCACUGCCCUGUCUACCUGCAACUCUAGGAAGAUUCCCUUCGCUUUCCUUGGGAAUAUGUUGCUGAUUUUGGUUUCUUUAGGCUACUAAGGUUACUCUCCUUCUAAACCUGAGAUGUUAAAUUAUCACCACCCCUGUCUCUCUCUCUAAUGAGACAGCAGCGCAGUGGUUCACCAGGACUCUGAUGCCUACUAUUUUUUGCGCCAUAAUGCCAAAUAUUUCGGGUAAUAAAAGGGGAAAGAACAUCCCACAGAAACUCUGUUUCGGAAUUGCUACUUGGACUGACUUCUCGACUCUUUAUACAGAAUAUUGGUUUGCAGAGCAGAAUCUUAAAACAAACAAGAUGUCAAGAUCUGACAGAACAAUUUUUCAGAAUCUGAAUAUCAUUUCGAGGACGGCGAUAAAAUGGUUUUAUAACGUGGUGAAAAAUCACAGAGACAAACACGCACGUGCUAGAAUGAGGGUAUUCCUGAUUUGUCUGGAAAGAUAUGUCAUUCACAGCAGGGAUCGACACUUUGGCAAACUGUGCAGGCCUGAGGCUUCCAAACUGGAGAGGUGCCAGGAAAUUCACAACGCGAAGGCUGUGGGAAGGGAUUCAGGUUGCCCUGUCGAACGCACCGUGAGAGACUGCCCGCUCCGAGUGUGGGAAGGAAGUCACUCAGAUGCUGAGCCAGUUGAGACACCAGUGAAUUUACGACAAGAGGGUCUGGAUCCCACUGUUAAUCACCUUCCAGACUCGAACAGUGUCUAUUGGGACAGCAGGAGCUUGUUUCAGCUGAUGUCAGGAGGCCCCGUAACUGGGCCCAGGUGUUUAAUAUUCUGUAAAUAGAUUAAAUAAAAUCAGUC
Molecule: messenger RNA, 3914 nt
Organism: Stegostoma tigrinum
Lineage: Eukaryota; Metazoa; Chordata; Chondrichthyes; Orectolobiformes; Stegostomatidae
Product: zinc finger protein 239-like
Exons: 3
Coding region: 272-1138 (288 amino acids)
Biological process (GO): regulation of transcription by RNA polymerase II
Cellular component (GO): nucleus
Molecular function (GO): RNA polymerase II cis-regulatory region sequence-specific DNA binding; DNA-binding transcription activator activity, RNA polymerase II-specific
Source: RefSeq, a predicted model, not a curated record